GGUGGCCUUUACAUGGAGCCGUUGUUUGACUCCUAAUUAGAUAGAUCGUGUCAUUGUGGCCAAUCAGAACUUGUUUUAUGUUCUGACUGUCGUUUUCUUCUGCCGCUAGCCAAUCAUAGUUUGCGCGCUGAGUAUGCUAAUUUCGUUGACACUUCAUUUCAGUCAUGCAUAGUCGGCCAUUACAAACCGAGGACUUGAACAGGUUGGCGUUCUUUGUGGAAUUGCAGAAACUCGAAUUCCUUUAGUGUUGCAGUCAGAGUCAAAAUGAUCACAGAAGCUUAUAGUUCAAGUUUUGCUCGAUUACUGUUCCCCGUCGUGAUCUUUGGGGUUUGUUUAUUUCCCUGCUUGUGCCAAAAGAAGUGUGAAUCAGUGACAAUACCUCUUUGCACAGGUCUACAGUACAACACCACAUUAUUUCCUAAUAUGUUGAGACAUAGAACACAAGAGGAAGCUGCUCUCGAAGUGCAUCAGUUUUUUCCACUGGUGAAAGUUGGGUGUUCCAAGGACUUGGCGUUCUUUUUAUGUUCGGUUUACGCUCCCAUCUGUACUGUCCUUGCGAUCCCGGUUCCUCCAUGCCGUUCCCUUUGUGACAGCGCUAGAGAUGGAUGCGAAGACCUCAUGAAGCGUUUUGGAUUUACAUGGCCAGAGUCCUUGUGGUGCGAAAAGUUUCCUAAAUUGGGCGAAGAAAUCUGUGUUGGCGAGAAUAUAACGAGUGGAAGUGGCCAAGGAUUGCCUACAAAGAAACCAGAAAGACCAGGAGAUGUGAACACUACGACGCAACCACUUGACAGGAGUUUAGUGCCGUUUCGAUGUCCAGAAGAGCAAGAAAUUGAUAACGAUCAUUACACGUUUUUCGGCAAGAAGAAAUGUGCGGCAACCUGUGAAAACAUUUAUUUCGAUGACAAGGAGAGAAAAAUUGCCCGUCUCUGGACUGGAAUAUGGGCAAUUCUCUGUUGCAUUUCAACCCUCUUCACGAUUUUGACUUUCAUUAUUGACAUGAGAAGAUUUCGAUACCCAGAAAGGCCGAUUAUAUUCCUCUCGGGUUGUUACUUCAUGAUUUCUGUUUCUUUCAUCAUUGGCUUCGCUGCUGGAGACUCUUUAUCUUGUACAGAAUCCAAAACUGGCUUUUCAGUCCUUGUCCAAGGAACUAAGCACGAGGGAUGUACUGUAAUAUUUAUGCUGCUGUAUUUCUUCAGCAUGGCUUCCUCUAUCUGGUGGGUUAUUCUAACGCUCACUUGGUUCCUGGCGGCCGGACUAAAAUGGGGACAUGAAGCUAUCGAAGCAAAUGCUCAAUUUUUCCACCUCGCAGCCUGGGCGAUUCCUGCGGUCAAAACAAUUGCGAUUUUAUUGAUGACAAAAGUUGAUGGCGACGAACUAAGCGGCGUUUGUUUUGUUGGACUUUCAGAUUUAAAUGCACUACGAGGAUACGUUUUGGCUCCGUUGUUCGUUUACUUUUUUGUUGGGGCUACGUUUCUUCUGGCGGGAUUUGUAUCGCUCUUUCGAGUGAGAUCCGUUUUAAAAGAUGAUUAUAGCAAGAGGGAGAAAAUCGAAAAACUAAUGAUUCGAAUUGGAGUCUUCUCGAUCCUAUACACUCUUCCAGCAAUCUCAGUAAUCGGCUGUUUAUUUUACGAGCAGGCAAAUCGAGAAAAAUGGCAGCAAUCUUGGUUUGAAGGUUGGAAGCACCAGCAGGCCUGCAUCGAUGAUAUGAAAGACGCGAAUUGUCCAAAAUACCCUAUAGUUCAUGACAAACCGGAUUUCACCGUCUUUAUGGUUAAAUACUUAAUGUUCUUGAUCGUAGGAAUAACAUCAGGAUUUUGGAUUUGGUCAAGUAAAACCAUUAACGUGUGGAGAAAGUUUUACUCCUCCGUAGUACACAAAGUGUUCAGCCAUGGAACAAACACGCCUGUAUGAAAAUCGUCUGUAAAGUUACUAGCGCCAUGCAAGAGAUGUAAGAUUUAGGUACUUCAUGCCAAAAACAGCGCCCGUAAAUUAAAUUUACACCAGAUGAUAAAGAACUCCGAGAUGGCAUUUUGCUUUAUCACGGCAUGGUGCCUUGCAAAGAACUCAAUUUCCAAAGCUUUUCAGACCAAGAGUUCAUGGUGGGAAUUAAUUUGCAAAUCGCGUGAUUGCUAAGGGCCAUCUUAGAAAGAACGCAUCUUGCCUCGAGUAACUUUAUCGUGUGUUUAGCAGCAGUGGAGAUAAAGUACGCGGAUUUCGUUUUAUGAAAUGGAAAUGUACAGUAAUUCGAUUUGCUCGAAAAAUGGGAUGAUGCAUUCUGUUUACGGCUUUUUUGUAAAGAACUGAAAUUGUAAAUUGCAUGCUUAAGUGCUUAUACCAGAUGGGACAUUUUACUUUGAAACAAAGAAACAAGUAAACUGAUAUGAAAGAACCGCACCUUCAAACGGAUUGUAAUAAUGUAUAGUAAUGAAAUACCGUAAUGUGAUUUCUCUCAAUUUCUACUGUGAUAUUACGUUGUAAAGAUAGUCCAAUGUCUUAGUUGAAAUGCUGACUUCAUUUAGAAAAUUAGAAAAUUUAGAUCCAAUAAUAUCCAAUACAUCUUUGAUUCUUCCCUUUCUGUAGCUUAUCCUAGAUAACAUCUCCAUCUGUUGAUGUAGUAGAAGUAAUCCUCAACUUUGAAUUUUCUAGAAAAGGAGAUUUGUUGCUUGCUUGUUUGUUUGUUUGCUGGGCUGAUGUGCUCUUUCGUUCUUAUCUAUCACUUUUUCCUCCAGUUUGUGAUAUUUUUUCUUUUUGCUUUGUUUAUUGACACUUGCAUACCUAAGACUUAAAGCAUGAGUACUGUCUAGAGAGGAAGGGUGUCUACUCCAUUUCAGGAUGUCAAAUGAGAGGAAUUCCAUCAGUCGCCCAUGUGUUUUUUCUCCUAAGCUACUUACUUACGGUAAUCCAAUCUGAUUUGAGACUCCAACUUUUCAUGUUCAUAGACUUAAUAGUUAUUUUUUUCAUUUGUAGAAAAAGAGAGGAAAGUACAUUUUUUGCUAUACUCCAGAUUGGACUACCUGCUCUUAUGUUAUUACAGAAGUGUGUACUUAGCCUCUUUAGCAGGUUUCUGUAAAGCGUUGUUUAGUUUCAUUUUUUACGGUCUUGAUUGUAGAUGAAUGGAAUGCUUUGAUGAAUAUCCAGUGAGUUCAACAAAACAUAUGUAUUAUGGACAGCCAUUCUGAUGUUGAUGUUACUUUGAUUUUUGACAUGUUAUGCGCUGAUUAAGACCAAUAUUAAAGCUUUUGUUAUAUACA
Molecule: messenger RNA, 3251 nt
Organism: Orbicella faveolata
Lineage: Eukaryota; Metazoa; Cnidaria; Anthozoa; Scleractinia; Merulinidae
Product: frizzled-2-like
Biological process (GO): non-canonical Wnt signaling pathway; canonical Wnt signaling pathway
Cellular component (GO): plasma membrane
Molecular function (GO): Wnt receptor activity; Wnt-protein binding
Source: RefSeq, a predicted model, not a curated record